This is a messenger RNA of Plectropomus leopardus (leopard coralgrouper), 941 nucleotides long. RefSeq names its product caspase-6-like. Gene Ontology annotation, biological process: positive regulation of neuron apoptotic process; proteolysis; apoptotic process. The record is from RefSeq and is a predicted model, not a curated record. NCBI's taxonomy places the organism in Eukaryota, Metazoa, Chordata, Actinopteri, Perciformes, Serranidae. Gene Ontology annotation, cellular component: cytoplasm. Gene Ontology annotation, molecular function: cysteine-type endopeptidase activity.
AACCUAACAGAGACUGAUGGCUUCAUCAGAAGCUUUUUAGCUUUGGAUCUUCCAGAGGAGUACAAGAUGGACAACAAACGUCGAGGCCUUGCACUCAUCUUUAACCAGGAGCGCUUCCUGGACCUGGAUGACAGGCAGGGAACCAAUGCAGACAGAGACAACUUGGAGAAAAGACUCAAUGAACUAAACUUUGAAGUGAAGACUUACAAUAACUCCACACAGGUGGAAGUCUUGGAUAAACUCGGUGAAGCUGCAGAAGCCAACCAUUCAGACGCAGACUGCUUUUUGCUCGUCUUCCUGAGCCACGGCAAUGAUGAUCAUGUUUACACCUAUGAUGGCGAGAUCCGCAUUCAGGAUAUCACAUCCCUGUUCAAAGGAGACAAGUGCAGGAGCCUGGUGGGAAAACCAAAGAUCUUUAUAUUCCAGGCAUGCCGUGGAAAUAAGCAUGAUGAUCCGGUGAUUGCCUUUGAUGCAGUAGACAGUGUGCUGGAGAUGAAUGAGGAUGUGGUGGAUGCCAGUGGCGUAUACACUCUCCCUGCUGGGGCUGAUUUCAUCAUGUGCUACUCUGUGGCUGAAGGUUAUUAUUCCCACCGGAACAUGUUCUACGGUUCUUGGUACAUCCAGGAUCUGUGUGAGCUGCUACACAGGUAUGGGGACUCCCUUGAAUUUACAGAACUACUGACGCUGGUCAACAGGAAAGUGUCAAGGAGGAGUGCCAACAGUCGUAACCCGAAUGCAGUUGGGAAGAAGCAAGUACCUUGUUUUGCUUCAAUGCUCACCAAGAAACUUUACUUCCGGCCAAAGAAGUUUCAAACCUAAUCCAUUAAAUGAGCUGUUUCUUAUAUGUCUCACUAUAUUAACAUAUGCAUUGACCCCUUUAAAACCUGACUUGGUUUCUUUCAAAAACAUGGGAGGGACUCAAAAACUUAACAACAGAUAAC